UAAAAAAAUUCACCUUCUCGAAAUGCUUAAAGUAAAAAAAGAAAUUUUCCGAACAGCGCGGUCUAAUCCAUGCGAAUGACGUAAAUGAAAUUCACGGUAAUGGAAAUGGUAAACUCACUUACCGCAGUGGGUUCUGGGUAAAAAAAAAAAUGCUGCUUAUUAAAACGACUCCUUAGUCCCUCUAUGCUGACUGGCUCUGUGGCAAGCGGAACACGUGGUACGAACAGCCUGCUGUUGCCUAGCAACCCCACCCCCCCCCCACCCCAGACACUCGCACACUUUCCAGUUACAACCCGGAGUGUCUUGAUUCCCAUCCUCCCCUCGCUGCUCAGCACUCUGGGACACUUGGUGCCUGUCCUGAGGAUAUGGCUGCCCUGCUCUGCGGGACCAAGCGGAAGAAGCAAGUGAGUGACCUACAGGAGGAAGGGAAGCAUGCGAUCAACGCUCCCCUCAUCCCGUCCAGCGCGGAGCUGCACCCUGAAGACACACUUCUGGAGGAGAACGCGGAGAGGACCAUGCUGGACCCUACUUCCCGAGAGGACGCCAAGCUGAAGGACCUGCAGAGGGUGCUGAUCGACUGGGUCAACAAUGAGCUGGAAGAGGAGAGGAUCAUUGUCAAGGACCUCGAAGAAGAUCUCUAUGAUGGACAGGUGCUCCAGAAGUUAUUCGAGAAGCUGUCGGGUCGGAAGCUGAACGUGGCCGAGGUGACGCAGUCGGAGAUCGGGCAGAAGCAGAAGCUCCAGACGGUGCUGGAGGCAGUGAAUGAGCUCAUCCAGCACCACGGCUGGUCCACCGAGUGGAGCGUGGACUUGAUCCACUCCAAGAACCUGGUGGCCAUCAUCUCCCUGCUGGUGGGCCUGGCCGUCCACUUCCAGGCCGCCGUCCGGCUGCCCGAGCACGUCUCUGUGCAGGUGCUGGUGGUCAAGAAGAAAGAUGGUGUUCUGCACGCCACCCACGUGACCAAGGAGCUGACGACCACCACAGAACUGAUGAUGGGAAGAUUUGAGAGAGAUGCUUUUGAUACUCUGCUGGACCACGCACCUGAUAAACUGAACAUUGUUAAGAAGUCCCUCAUCACCUUUGUGAACAAACACCUGAACAAGCUGAACCUGGAGGUGACGGAGCUGGAGACGCAGUUUGCGGAUGGUGUGUACCUGGUCCUGCUCAUGGGGUUGCUGGAGAAUUACUUUGUUCCCCUGUACAACUUCUACCUGACGCCGGAGAACUUUGAGCAGAAGGUCCACAACGUGUCCUUCGCCUUCGAGCUCAUGCAGGAUGGAGGGCUGAAGAAACCCAAAGCUCGUCCAGAAGAUGUCGUGAACCUGAAUCUGAAAUCCACCCUGAGGGUCCUCUACAACCUCUUCACCAACUACAAAAACAGGGAGUAACAUCAGCUCACCAGAGACCAACGGCGGCCAGCUGGGCGGGGGUUCGAGAGUCGUUCCUGGGACGGCACGUGGCCCCCAAGGAUUGCUCGUCGCGCUUCCGGCGUCGAACCCCAGCAAGACUCGAAUGAACUUCCUGCCUCUUGAUCUAACUGGCCUUGCAGUGAGCGACACGCUCAUUCUGCACAGCUCUCGAACCCGUGUCCUUCGUACUGAAGUAGUUUGUGAGUUUUACUGUUUAUUACUACACCGAUCCUAUUGAUUUGUACUGUGGAUUAUAUAAAUAAGCCCACACCCUCCCCCCCCCCGCCUCCAGUCAAGGUCGCUGUUUGGUUGCACCCCCCAGGGAACGUAGCGGUGCUUCUGUUUGUUUUUUUGUUGUUCUCAGUAAGACUCAUAUAGUCCUACUGCAUGUGUGCCCGUCAGAGCUUGUGCGUGGAGCCACAUACAGAGAAACCGCUCUUGCGUGUUCGGUCAAUUAAACCGAGAGAGAGAGAGACGCGUCCAGCUCUACAACCCGAGUAUGACUUUAGACGGAGUUGAGCUUUGUUACCUCUGAAUAUCCACUAAAUGAAAUAAAAACGUUAAAGUAAU
Messenger RNA from Scleropages formosus (Asian bonytongue), 1979 nucleotides. RefSeq names its product parvin, beta (gene parvb). The record is from RefSeq and is a predicted model, not a curated record. Gene Ontology annotation, biological process: actin cytoskeleton organization; substrate adhesion-dependent cell spreading; lamellipodium assembly. The coding region runs from base 366 to 1388 and encodes 340 amino acids. Lineage: Eukaryota; Metazoa; Chordata; Actinopteri; Osteoglossiformes; Osteoglossidae. Gene Ontology annotation, molecular function: actin binding. Gene Ontology annotation, cellular component: actin cytoskeleton; focal adhesion; lamellipodium. The transcript has 13 exons.